Molecule: messenger RNA, 3246 nt
Organism: Schistosoma turkestanicum
Lineage: Eukaryota; Metazoa; Platyhelminthes; Trematoda; Strigeidida; Schistosomatidae
Source: the annotation of a GenBank genome assembly
UGUGUGCGUUACGUUGUGUGAACCAUAGGGUUGCCCUUUUGCAAUGGGUGAUUUGAUGAAAUUUGUUCGACAGCAGUUUUUCGAUAACAACUGGACCAAAUCUAUUGACCCAGAUUCUCUCAAUGAGGAGAAGCUGUAUUGUAUCGAUGCAUCUUUCAGCCAUAUGGAUGUUAAAUCUAAGCUAUGUUUGCUCUUAGCUUUCAGCAACAUGAAGCCAAGUAAAGUGCCACAGAUUAAUAAACACAUAGAAAACAUAUUUCUCCAAGCUCUGGAUGAAGAGAACAAUCUUGUUAAAGCUGUCGCUACGAUCUUACACAGUAAACAAACCCUUAACUAUCUUAAUUUUGAUAUAUCUCCCACUAACGAAGCUUUUGGGAAGAAUAUAGAUAAACUACUAAAAAGCGCUAAUAAUUGGAAUACUGUAGACACCCCACUACUGGCAGAAUAUUUGGGUCGUAAUGUUUUAGACAAACUUCUUGGUUCGAAAGGAAAUGCUAAACCUUCAGUCAAUCCUUCAAACUGUGGUUUUCAACGGCGUGGAAAACUGGAAUCAGAACACUUGAAAGAAUCCUACCUUGAGAAGCUAAAGGACGAAUGUCAACGAAGGCGUGUUCAUGUCCCAAUACCUGGGAGAAGCUUUGCUCGUCAAGAUGAAACAGAAGAUUCUGUUGCUCUUGGUUUGGUGAAUAAUCCAGGAAAUUCAGUUACUCCGUCACAGUCGGAUUCUACUUCACUUUCUAGGCGCAAAAGUACCUUUCCACGUAUAUCUGGUCAAAGUUCUGAUGAUCAAGACUCAAAACGAUCUUUGGCAUGGACUCGUGCUAAUUUAAAUAAAACUGGAAACAACAUCGAAAAUAGACCUAUUUCUACAAACGACAGAAUCAGUAGUCGGAGUUCUGUUGUAGCAGGUGCGAAAAAGCAGUCAGGAAUAAAAUUGCUAGAGUUCGAUGAACUACCUGCUUUUGGACCAAAAGCUAAACAACUUCGGAAAGAAAAAGAGCGCGAAACAAAACUAAAACUUAAACAAGAAAAGGAAGAACGAGCUCGUGAGAAUAAGGCUGCGCGAGAAGCCUCCAAAUUAGCUCGUCAAUCGGAACGACAGGCUUUACUUGAAGCUCGUAGACAAAAUGUGUCCAUUCCACCUUUAUGGCAAAAUAAUCCUCAACAGUUCUCGGAAAAUAAAACUGGAAUUCAAAGAAUGUCGAUUAACUCCACUCCUGAAUUCAUGGAGUAUGGUUCAGGUGCCUUUGAAUCUAAACCAUCAUUUACAGUUUUGUCGAAAACUUUCUCUCAAGAUUUAUUACACAAAACGGAACUCAAUAAUCGUGGUCAAUUCCCACCUCAUUUUACAAAUUCAACUUCAAACGUUCAAAAUCGUCUUAUAUCCCCUCAAAUCAAUCCUGAUAUUAAACCAGUCAUUCACCAUCCACUUCUGUCUGCAUCUGUCCCUGUUAGUUCCAACAAUAAUGCAAUGUACGUUGAAGAAGAAGAUGAUGAUGAUGACGAUGAUGACAUGUUACAGAAUGGUGAAUCUGGAGUGUACAGUCUUGGAUUUCCUAAAACCUUUAUGCAGUCUAACAGUUUCCAAUCUGGUCCUAUGAAUUCAUUUGCCGGGAUUCACUCAUUAAAUCCCCAGUCACAAUCAGUCAGUAAUAUGCCGAUCUCCAACUUAGGACAGACUCAUUUUGUCCAAUGUCUUCCUUCAAAUUAUUCCACUGUUACUUUCUCCUCUCCUGUAUCACAAACACCCAGUACAUCUGCGAGUCAUAUCAGGCUUAUCCGACCCAAUAUUUCACAACCGAAUUCAGGUGGGGUUGUUAAAGUUAUGAAUACUCCAUCUGAUUCACCGGUUCGAAUUAUUUGUGUAAUGGAUCCUUCUAAAACUGCACCAAAUACUGCUAUAUUACAAUCUGGAAAACCGUUAAAUAUUGAUAUGUCACAAGGAAAAAAUAUACAGAGUGAAAAUACCAAUCGUGAUGUGUCGAAUAAUUUUUCAAAAUCGUCGGAACUCACGUCUCCUGUAUCAUCUACUGCUGUCUCUCAAGUAUUAUCUCCUCAGCAAGUUGUAUCCGUCCCUUCAGAAUCAGUUCCUUGUAAGAUUAUCAACAGUACCAUUCCAAUUUUACGUCCAAAACCUAAUCCAAGUAAUCCAUUAGUAUGUAUUGCUCCUCGUUCAAAUCGUGUAAUUCAAAUCAAUUCUACAAAUAAUAACAUUAGUGAAAAUGCAGUUACUUCUCAAUCAAUUAACAAUUCUUCAGAAAGUAAUAAAAUCUACUUAUCAUCAUCAUCAUAUCCUAUGCAACAACAAACAUCAGUGAAUUUAAUUAGACCAUCUAAUUCCACUGUUGUUAUUGAUAAUAAACCUGUUGUAUUUGCAUCAACUCCAACACGUUUAACUUCACCACAAAUUCAAUCUCAACGAUCUCAGCCUAUGCAACGAUUCAGUGUUAUAGCACCAAAACCAACUGUUCAGCCACCAGUGAGUCAAACCUAUGUUCAGAUACUACCUCGACCUACAGUGACAACCAUUCAAGCAGCUAGACCACCUAGUUUAACUGUAAUAAGACCAUUGAAUCAAAAUAAAAUUCAUAUGGAUGCUUCUAACUUAACACCACAAAAUACUUCUAAUCAUCAGGUUGUUGUAUCAAAUGCAUAUAAUAAUAUUAACAGCACUGGCAAUUCUAAUGUAAAUAUAUCAAAUUCCUGUGAUAUAUCUCCUGUAUCUAUUACCACAAGUCUUCCAAGCUAUAGUAUACACCUGGCGCCAACUUCAAAUACUAUUGUUUCUAAUGAAAUGAAUAUUAUACAUUCAUCACAACCUUCAUUUACACCGGUUACUGAUAAUAUGAUUAAUACAUCUACAAAUUUGUCAUCUGUGAAAAUUCAAGAUGAUUUAUGUUUAACUGAAUCACAAUUAAGUAUAGUACAAAGCUUAUUCCAAGAUGCAAAUCGUGUUACUCGACCGGAAAAAGCAAUGAUCAUAUCUUUUAUAGCUGGUUCACGAGAUAAUCCACGUCCGGAGACUGGACAGAUAACUCGUAUUCGUCUUAGUGAACAUAGAGAACGUGUUCUCAAUCAAAAUACUGGUCAAUUAAUGGAUUUAGCUGUCGAUACAUUUUUAACUAUGGAUUAUUCAACUGGAAAAUAUGAAAAAGUAAAAUGUUAUCGUAAUGAUACACCAGAAAAUCUUGUUAAUUUACCUUUGCAUAAUAGUAGUAUUUAAUGAUUGAAAUAUUAUUCUUCUGC